Aureobasidium vineae is the source of this 2532-nucleotide messenger RNA. The record is from the annotation of a GenBank genome assembly. Lineage: Eukaryota; Fungi; Ascomycota; Dothideomycetes; Dothideales; Saccotheciaceae.
AUGAUGGACAGCGACUGGUACACAUCGCUCGUGUCCAGCACGCCAGCGCCGUUUGAAAAGACCGGCGGCCAUCGGCGGCGAGCUUCCCUCCUGCAACAGCCACAUGAAGCGACCCAGGCUGAUGAUGCUGCAGACCAACUGCCCAGUCUUAGCGAAGAAGACGACAGCUCGCUGGCCAAAGGUCCUCCCAAAGCGACACUUGUCAGGAGAGCCCAGUCGUAUACCCGUCUCGAUGCCGCCGACCAACAUCCACGCACCACCCCUCCCUCUGCGCCCUUGCGCAAGAACAGCCUGUCAUCGGUCCCCAAGCCCAAGAACGUCUUACAAUCACACAUCGACUUUGCGACCUGGUACGACGCUCUCGAGGACGACCUCUUGGAUGCCAGCCACCAUGACUACGGACUAUAUCACGAACAGCUGAAGCUAUCGCAACACCACCUCGACUCGCUGAUGGAGAGCACCCACGAUGCCUUGACUGUGCUGUCUGCCCUGUCUGACUCGUCCAAGGCUGUCGACGACCAGACGACCGCCUUCCACGCCCAAUGCGAGUCUCUGAUGACCGAGCAGCGUCGCAUCACCGAUCUGGCCGACAACAUGAACCACAACCUCCAAUACUACGCCUACCUCGAGCCCAUGACCCGCAGACUGAAUGCCCCUGGUGCUGCCAACCUCGUCCGCGCAAAAGAGUUCCCCGACAUGCUCACAAACCUCGACCAAUGCCUGGAAUACAUGCAGGCUCAUCCUACUCAUCGCGAAGCCCCUACCUACCGUUCCCGUUACCGUCUUCUGUUGACUCGUGCCCUGACACUCAUUCGAGUACAUUUCACAAACUCUCUACGAGCGCUGGCCGCCGAUGCAUCGCAACGAAUCGCCGAUCGCCAGCUCAACGAUACUACGCAAACCGCUCUUUUGUACGCAAAGUUCCGCGUCAGUGCUCCUGAACUCAAACAGCUCGGUUUGGAAAUACAAAAGCGUGCCGUACUGCCCGCAGGCGCCGACCAAGGAGGUGAAGCCGAAUACCAAAGUCUCAUGAAUGAGCUAUACCAGAGCUACUCGGCCACGCGGGNNAGUCGCCUCAUGUUCCCUAUCAUCUCCCGCAAGCUCACCGAGAUGGCUUCGGUUGACAAUGCUGUAGGUGAUUCAGUCACGUUUGCUAAAACCGCUAUCGGUUUUGUAAGGGGCAUAUGUCUUGAUGAGUAUGAUCUCUGGGGUGACUGGUUUUCCGGUGAUGGCGGUGUAUACGAGUUUCUAGAGGCCAUGUGCGAGCCCUUGUACGACCAUCUCCGCCCUAGAAUCAUUCGCGAGACUCGCAUUCCAAAGUUAUGCGAGCUUUGUACCUUCAUCCAGACUCGCUUCAUGGUUGACGAAGAAGACGAUGACUCCGAGUAUCAAGAUACAAAUGCCGCAAAGAGAAGUCUGGACUUUGCUGCUCUCGUCAAGCCUGCUUUGGAAGAUGCUCAAAGCAGACUCGUUUUCCUCGCCUUGGCUGUCCUCAGAGACGACAUCGAGAAUUACCGACCGAAGACUGAAGAUCUUGACUACCCAUCACAAGCACGAGGUCCAUCAACAACGACUGCGGAGGGCAAACGAGUGGCCCUUUCUGGUCGUAAAAACUCAACCAAUGCUACACAGGUCAAAUCACCUGGAGAAGAAGACGAUGGUACUGACAUGUUCGAAACGUCCUGGUCCACCAACGAAAAGGAGGCCAUGGUCUGGUAUCCAACGCUGCGUAAAGCAAUCUGGUUAUUGAGUCGUAUUUACCGACUAGUCAACGUGANNUCCACUGUGUUUGACGAUUUGGCGCACACCAUUGUGCACAGCACCACUGUCUCCCNNCUAGCAUGGGCGGCAUCUCAGAUCGCAACAAAGUCAUCGCCUGCCGACGCCAACCUAUUCUUGAUCGCUCACUUGUUGCGACUCAAGCAACAGAUUGUCGCGUUUGACAUUGAAUUCAUCACGCCCGAAGUAACCUUCGACUUCUCGUCCGUCACAAACACAUUCUAUGAGCUUCGCGAGCGAGGAGGACUGUGGAAUCCGGCGAGCUGGGUAAAGCUUGCUGCUGGAGGGCUGAUGCCUCGAGUGGUAGAAAACAUGCUCGAUGCCAAAGCAGAACUCGACGGAAGACUACGAGCAGUGAUCAACGACUUUGUCAACAGCUUUGUGAGCCCCAUCACGGCAUCAUUGGCUGCGCCAAGAAAGGAGUCAGGGUCAGAAGCGAGUCAUGUCACGGCUGAAGUUCGCACCAUUACGCAAAAGGAGGUUGUGUCUCUGCGGCAGAAGCUAGACGAGUAUAUCCAGGACGUACGGACCAGAGAAACGCUCGUGGCCGCAGUGCGGGACCAGGUCAUUCUAGCUUACGAGGAUUGGAUGGACAAGUUGAGCGAGGGCAAGGGCGCAGCCAAAAUUGGCAAGGUCAGCAAGAAGGGAAAGGGUCGAGAAGACGAGGUCUGGUCCAGCGAGGUGUUUGCCGAGUGGUGCGAGCGGGUGUUCGCAGUGGGAAUCACGAGCGACGAAGACCCGACAGAGACAUGA